Diachasma alloeum is the source of this 1851-nucleotide messenger RNA. It is a transcript of the gene Rcd5, whose product is annotated as microspherule protein 1. Bases 270 to 1688 code for a protein of 472 amino acids. The transcript is spliced from 4 exons. The record is from RefSeq and is a predicted model, not a curated record. Gene Ontology annotation, molecular function: G-quadruplex RNA binding; protein binding. Gene Ontology annotation, cellular component: MLL1 complex; NSL complex; Ino80 complex. Lineage: Eukaryota; Metazoa; Arthropoda; Insecta; Hymenoptera; Braconidae. Gene Ontology annotation, biological process: positive regulation of transcription by RNA polymerase II.
AACUGUAGAAAAGUUUAUGUUUUGGUCGCAGAAACAUACCUCUUCAUUAUUAGCAAUUUGUUGCUAGGAAUUUGAGUGGAGAAUUUGUUAAAAGGCUUAAACCAUGUCAAUCCUUUCAAUAGUGAUAAUUUUUAUUUGUUCAGUACGAAACAUCUAACUCAAGUGUUUCUUCUACGAAAUUGUGAAUGGAUUUCCUAACCUCUAUUUCAAAGUCAUUGUGUUUAUACUUGUGAGAUAUUCUUUAACCCAACCAACAAUUGACAAUAAUAAUGGAUAUUUCGUCGACAUCUAGCUUAAAGCAGGCAAAUUUAUCGCUUAGUAAUGAUGGAUUUGGAAAUAUUCCGAUGGAAUCGUCGUCGAUGGACUCAAUGGGGACCAAAAGGCGCAGUUCAUCACGAACAAUAAAACGUAAAAAAUUCGACGAUGAACUCGUAGAGACAACCUUUAACCUCCAGCCACCAACGACGAGUGGGAAAUCGAAUUCAAAGUCGAGGAGUAUGUCUGCAUCGAGUGGGACUUUAGACGGCUUGGUGUUACCACAGAUCCCCCCGCCUAUUCCCAUCGCACCACCAGUGAUCCAACCCGACAGAAUUAAUAGAAGACCUCCAAGGCCCAGUGGCUCCAACGGAACUGGACGAAAAAGUAAGAAGAACAAAAAUCACAAUCACUCUAUUAAUGCAACUAAGGACCUGGGCAGAUGGAAACCCACCGACGAUUUGGCUCUCAUCACUGGGGUCCAGCAGACAAAUGACCUGAAAAUGGUGCACAGAGGCACCAAAUUCUCCUGUCGAUUUACUCUGCAGGAGAUUCAGCAGAGGUGGUACGCUUUGCUUUAUGACUCUGCUGUUUCGAGGGUUGCAGUUCAGGCAAUGAGAAAUUUACAUCCUGAAUUGAUUGCCAGUGUUCAAGCAAGAACUCUGUACAGUAAGGCUGAGGAAGAUCUUCUGGGGACGAUAAAAUCGGCACCUCAACCAACAUUGGAGAUUUUCCAAAGGCUUUUGGAGACAAAUGCCCAGACAUUUUACCCAGCGAGAACAGCCAAAGCCUUGAUGGCCCAUUGGCUAUUGAUGAAACAGUAUCACUUACUCCCUGAUCAAAGUGUCCAGCCUUUGCCGCGUUCUGAUGCAAUUAUGAGCUUUUCCGAUGCUGAAGACAUGAUAAACGAUAGUGAAUUGGCCGAUCAAAAGGACGAGAUGAUCGACGCUGAGUUGGCUAUGGCAGAUAGAAAAAAUAAAAGAGAAAUCAGGAUAUUAGAGAAUGAACUGGGCAGAUGGCAGGUUCUUGUUGACAGUGUCACAGGUGUCAAUCCCCCGGACUUUGAUAAUCAAACGCUGGCUGUACUCAGGGGAAGACUCGUGAGGUAUCUCAUGAGAUCCAAAGAAAUCACUGUGGGUAGGUCGACAAAGGAUCACAAUGUUGAUGUCGAUUUAACGCUGGAAGGCCCCGCCUGGAAAGUAUCACGACGACAAGCAACAAUUCGAUUGAGGAAUAAUGGAGAUUUCUUCCUGUCUUCAGAGGGAAAGCGUCCAAUUUUUGUCGACAGCAGACCCAUCCUCGCUGGAAAUAAAAUGAAACUUAAUAAUAAUAGUGUAAUUGAGGUUGCUGGUUUGAGAUUUAUAUUUUUAAUAAACCAAGAAUUGAUAUCAGUCAUUCGUCAGGAGGCUAUGAAACUGAACCUGAAUCCUUGAAGGGAAUAAGGACCAUUUUACAAAAUACAAGCCAUUCAUCGGUCAUCAACCUGGGAGGAACAGAGUAUUUGUUACAUAACUCAGUACAUCUUCUAGUACCCAUACAAAUUAUCAUUAGUUUUGUAAUCUUCAAAUAAAAUAUUGUGAAUGAUUCCUGCGCGAA